Messenger RNA from Aspergillus pseudotamarii, 1206 nucleotides. RefSeq names its product S-adenosyl-L-methionine-dependent methyltransferase. Gene Ontology annotation, molecular function: O-methyltransferase activity. Bases 1 to 1206 code for a protein of 401 amino acids. The record is from RefSeq and is a predicted model, not a curated record. NCBI's taxonomy places the organism in Eukaryota, Fungi, Ascomycota, Eurotiomycetes, Eurotiales, Aspergillaceae. The transcript is spliced from 2 exons.
AUGGUUCACCUCAAAGUUAGCAAGGCCCUUGAGGAGGCGAGAAAGCUCGUGGCCGAUCUUGAGUCUUACGAAGACAACCCGGUCAACCACCAGGCUGUUCUGAAGCAAACCGAGCGCGUCCGCACUGCCCUGCAGGAGCCUAUCGACUUGGUGACUCGCUUGAUGGAAUCCUUCGGUCUCGCCGGCGCCUUUCAUACUAUCCUAAGUAUUCGGGCCUACCAUGCUAUGCCUGAGGAUGGCAGUGCUAUUACCGCUGAUGAGCUGGCCCGGGUCACCAAUGUCGCAAACACUGUCAUUCACCGCAUCUAUCGCGUCGCCAUCAAUAAUGGAAUCUUUACUGAGACCGCUCCAGACACCUAUGCUCAUAAUAACCUCUCGCGCGCUCUCAACCCAAAGGCUAUGGGAUCUUUCUUCAUGAUCACUCUGGAGUUCACGCGCGCCUGGAUCCACCUACCCGAAUAUCUCAAGUCACACAAGCCGGACGAUAUUUUUGAUCUGGUCAAAUCCCCCGCCCUGUACUCAGUUGGUAAAGAGCACCUUGGUAAGUCGUAUUACGAGCUGCUUGAGAUAGACCCAGACCCAGAGCGUCGCGAGGUUUGGAAUGCCAGUAUGUUCAUGGUCGACCAGUUAAUGCCUAUUGUCGGCAUGUUCCCAUUUGUAUCUCUCAAGGAGGAAGUUGAGCAGGAUCCCGAUCGCCCAUAUCUCGUCGACAUAGGUGCCGGCCGCGGCCAAUCAUGCUUUGCUAUCCAGAAGGAAAUCAACGGUGCUUUCGAUGCCAAGUUCAUCCUACAAGAUUUGCCUGGUGUCAUUAACAAUAUGGACCCCGAGGACUACCCAGGCUUCGAUCUUAUGACAUACGACGCUUUUACGCCGCAGCCCGUGAAGAACGCUCACAUAUAUUUUAUGCGCCGUUUCCUCCACGACUUUUAUAACCCAGUUUGCAUUGAGUUUGUCAAGAAUACGGCAUCGGCUAUGGGACCUACUUCGCGCCUCCUUAUAUGCGAUAUGUUAAUCCCAGACAUGGUUGAAACCCAUGAGAAUAUGGACCUCUACUGGCUCGAUUUCGCGCUUCUUUGUAUGACCGGUCAGGAGAAGAAGAAGGCGGAUUUUAUUGAAAUCUUUGAUGCGGCAGGCUUGGAACUUGUCCAGAUCUACCCCUCCGCCUAUGGACGGACAGUGAUGCUGGAGGCUAGGUUGAAGAAGUAG